AUGAUUUCUGAGGUAGCUCAUGUGGGGGUAGCAGGAAAGGAUUUUUUGAGCAAGGCGACGAUAAGCCUUAAGAUUGCGUUACAUGCCUUUGGUCCGCCAAAGCGCGUUCUGAAUAGAGUCUUGGCAGCGAAACUGACACUCGCAACGUCGACUGCACAUACGACCAAUGCCCCAACUCGACAUGUAGGUGCAACACUUCGCCCCAAGAAGCUACGGCUUCAUUGUCAAAUCGCUCAACAUUUCGAACCUCUCAGAUUCAAUAUCCGUAAGCCCAAUGACUCCGUUCCAUUGACAUUCCUGCGACCCAGCAUUGCGCGCUCGCGUGGCAUUCUCGUCGAUCUGUGCAAAGGUACCGGUGGAGAGCUCGAGUCCACUAGAAGAAUAGAAGAGAAACGAGCGCAUAUCAAUAAAAACCACAUUGUUGUGCGUAAUGAACGCAGACGGAGAGACGCCUACCUGCGCCAGGGGAUCAGCCCGUCUCAACAUGAGGGCCAGUAUAGACCAGCGCUUCGACGUGAACCUUCACGCCGAUUCGGCGCACAGGCUUUCUGGUGUCACUUUUCCCAGAGCAAGAGGCUGAAGAUAGUCGAAUGGCAGCGCGUAUAUGCCCAAAGACUAAGUGGCCAAAUCGAUGCGGACGAUGAGAAGAGAUUGGCCGGGCUGAAAGAUGAUGCUGCCAACGAGCUCUCGUUUGCUGUCACCAAGGACUCUCUGAUCGUAGUCUACCAUUUGGAGGCACUCGCAGAGGUUACCAAAGUCGUACUGCCCCGUCUCUGUCUCACGCAAGGCUCUUUUUACGAUCAGUUUGCCUGCAUCCACAGCAGUGAGCAUGUCGGACUGCAGGGUGGAUUGGACGAUGACUCUCAUCCUACACAAAUAAAAGAUAGUAUGGACGAAGACCUAAUCGAGAUGCCAGAUGCAGACAUCCAGUUGAGGGAUUAUGAAGAUCUUCCAUCGAAUACGGGUGGCAUCAAUCAGUCAUAUAUCAAUACGGGCAUGGCCCAUGAUACGAGCAGAGCUGCCCAGACCCCUGCCAAUGGCCCAGACGUUGUUACGAGCGAUGCUGACACGCCUACAUCAGUUUUCUUACCUCUACCACCACCUCUACCACCUCUACCACCACCUCUACCACCUCUAUCACCUCUAUCACCAGGAAUGGUCUCACAAUUCGCCGUCUACCCUAUUGAUACCUUGAAAUUGUAA
Messenger RNA from Plenodomus lingam JN3, 1203 nucleotides. The record is from RefSeq and is a predicted model, not a curated record. Lineage: Eukaryota; Fungi; Ascomycota; Dothideomycetes; Pleosporales; Leptosphaeriaceae.